Molecule: messenger RNA, 2785 nt
Organism: Nothobranchius furzeri (turquoise killifish)
Lineage: Eukaryota; Metazoa; Chordata; Actinopteri; Cyprinodontiformes; Nothobranchiidae
Gene: cep63
Product: centrosomal protein 63
Biological process (GO): de novo centriole assembly involved in multi-ciliated epithelial cell differentiation; centriole replication
Cellular component (GO): centriole
Source: RefSeq, a predicted model, not a curated record
CCUUGGAACCGGAAAUUCUUUGUAAAGAAAAGCAGUUGAACGCCGAAUAGUGUUGUUGACGUAGCGAUGUCAUCAAACUUGUUUAUACUCUACAACGUGCCAGUCUUAGCUUGUAAGGACAAUCUGGAUAGAGUCCACCGUGUUGUAGCACCUUAGCGCGCAGAGGGGACAGACGGCGCCAUUUUUGAACGAGAUGGAGGUUUCUUUGGAAUCAAUACAGAAUCCUGAUAUAAGCUCUGUCCUGUCCUCAUGCGAGCCUGAGCUGCAGGAGCUGAUGAGACAGAUUGACAUUAUGAUCAAUCAUCAGAAGAGGGAGUGGGAGGCUGAGCUCCACGCUCUGCAGCUCAGGGUCACCAGUGGAGAAGAAGAGCUUUUAACCUCCAAGACUACCAUUGAACGGAGGGAUCUGGAGAUUGGACUUCUUCACAAGCAGCUUGAAGCCAUUCAGACGGAUCGGCAAGAGUUGGUAUCCAAGUACGAACAACAACUAAAGAGACUCCGUGAAGAGUUGGACAAGUUGAAGAGAAGUUACCAGAAGCUUCAUCGCAAACAGCUUAAGGAGACAAGUGGAGGUGGAAAGGAGACUGAGCUUGCAAAGAAGCAUCAGCAGCGCUCUGAGCAGCAGCGAACUCUGUACCAAAACCAGCUGACCACACUGGAGCUCCAGAAUAAAAGCCUGAACCAGGAGCUUGCUCACUUAAAGAGCCAAUGGGCAUCGGGGCGGGUGGAGAGGGAACACAAGGAGUGCUGUUCAGAUGUGCAGCAUCUGCGUGCACAGCUGGAGAAGGCUCAGGCCAGCCUGCACUCACAGGAACUGGAACUGGAUCGCCUCAGACCGCUGGAGGUGCUGUUGGGACAGUCCCAGAGAGAGCAGCAGUUGCCGUCGGGGCAACGAGACAACCUCCACGCCGUGCUAGACUCCCGGGAUGCCUUUAUGCUCAGAGCCGAUCUUGAGCAGCAGAGAUUGUGUGAGGAAGCUGCUCGACUCACGCAAGUGCUGCAAGCUAAAGAUCAAGUCAUCCGCUCUCUGGAGGACUGUCUGUCAGCUCAGGGCUGUGCCGGUGUGGAAACUCUCAGGAAGGCUCUGGAGAGGACUACAGCCAAGCUUCAGAGUGCUCAGGUCUGUGAGCUCCAGCUGAAGGCGGAGCUCUCCUGUGUCAGAGAAAGGUUGGAGAACAUGAGCAGACAGCAGGACAACGCUUCAAAGAUGGAGCAGGAACUGAAAAAUGUGAAAGUGCACUGUGACUCCUCUGUCACAGAGAUCAAGAAGCUCAAAGAGGAGCUCCAGAGGACCAGGCAGACUCACAGUGGAGAAGCUGAGGGAACGAAAGAGGAGGUGUCAAAGUUGACGAGUGAGCUGCAUCAACGUGACCUCCCCAUCGCUGCUCUGAGCGGACCCUUGCCUAGCGUCAGGCAGCAGCUCCGAGGCGAGGUGACUCAGGCACAGCUGGAGACUUUACAAGCUGAGAACCAGCAUCUGAAAGGUCUGCUGCAGCGACUGGAGCCUCCCUCACCCAAGAGGGGGGGUUCCUUCCCAGAUUCUCUGAAGGAGAGCCUCAAGCCCUCCUUGAGGAGCCUGGAACAGGAAAAUAAUCAGUUAAAGAAGGUUCUCGCCAAGGAGCAGUCACAGCGUGACAGCUCAAAUCAGACACAUCGGGAGAAGUAUGAGAGCGCUCUGCUCAGCCACGCCAUCUCUGAGCAGCCACAGCAGGACCAGGACGGGCCUCAGGUGCAGGAUAAAGCCCAGAGCUGUGAGGGAGAAAUCCAGAGGCUCUUCAGAGAGCUGCAGAUGCUGUCCCCUACAAGGCAUGGAGACCAUUCCUCCUCCUCCUCUUCCUCCAGCAUCAGCACUAGACUGACCAGGAGGAACUCGGUGACAGCAUUAAGUCUCAAUGAAUCUGCUGCUGAGGGCCAAAGCUCAGGCUCAGAAGGCUCCGUGACACCAGGAUUCAAAGACAAAGAUCCUUCAUCAGUGUCGUCUGCACGCGGCAUGGUCACUCGUUUCUUAGAGGACGAGAGCUUACGGUCCGAGGAGCUGCUGCAGAGGCUGGACCAUCACAUCCUGGGGAUGAGAGAGCACAAUACCAGAACGGUGUCCAGAUAUCUGGCCGGUGGCUCGGGGCCUGAGGCUGAGCCAACAUCAGAGCAGAGUCAUUCAACUCCUCAGCUCUAACGUUGGUAACGAAUCACUGCAAAGUGUUUUAACUUCACAUCUUCAUCAGCCAGAGCGGACCGAGCGUCUGGUCUGAUUAACUUUGUCUACAUGAAUGUGUUUUUGACUCCUUUGGUCUUCCUUCAUCAGCAUAUUUACUUUGAACCAACCAUAAAAUAAAUGUAUUGAACAAAUAAUCAUUGCUAUAGUUUAUUAGUGCUGAACUAACUAAAGAAACAAAACUGGAACGGACAUUUUUCUUCAUCAGUCCAAGACAGAUGACUGGAAUGUCCCUUAUGUCUGUAAAUAUAUGUAUUAUAAAUUAUUCUGCUGAGAAACAAUUUAAAAAAUCAGAUUUCCUUUGGGUGGUUUAAGUGUGUGUGUGUGUGUGUGUGUGUGUGUGUGUGUGUGUGUGUGUGUGUGUGUGUGUGUGUGUCCUUUAGAUUGUUUUAAUGACCUUUGUUUAGUUUAUUUAUUCUUAAACGGCACCACCCAUUUUUUCCACAUCUAUUAAUUUUAUUGAAGGUAGUGAUUGUACGCGUUAGAGACUAAACAGAAGAUUUAAUAAUAAACCAAACCAGGUGAGGGCUUUUAUGUAAAUGCAUUAAAAUAAAAGUUUAAUUCCUUCUAAAA